CUGCAGGGGAGGAUCGGACAGAGGCAGCGCCAUGCCGCUGCAGGACGAGACCCUGCGGGAGGUGUGGGCCUCGGACAGCGGGCAUGAGGAGGGCGGCCUGAGCCCGGAGGUCCGGCGGCGCCCCAAGCAGGGCCCCCCACACGCGCAGAAGCUGAGGAAGAAGAAGACAGAGACCCCCGGGUCCCCGGGCGCCGCGGGACCCAAGCCGCGCAGACCCGGAGAGGAAGGGGAGGAAGACGACGACCAGGAAGAAGAGGAAGAGGAUGAAGAAAAGAAAAAGAAAAGUCCCAUGCCUGCCAGGAAGCCCCCGAAGGACAAGGCUUCCGGGGACAAGAAGGACAGGAGGACUAAGACCCAGGGCCCCAGGGGGGACCUGGGAAGCCCGAAGCCUCCACAGAAGCCUCUUCGUGCUAACAAGGAAGCUGGGAACGGCACUAAAUUGAAAAAGGCCAAGAAGAAAGGGGCUGGGGAGGCCGAGAAGGAUCCCAUGGGGAGCCCAGCAGGAGAGGAGAAGAAGACCCCAGCUGCCAUGUUCCUGGUCAGGGAAGGGAGCCCUGCUGUGAAGGCUGGGAAGAAGAAAGGCCCACCAAGAGGCGCAGAAGAGGAGACAAAGGAGGAGGAGGAGGAGGAGGAGGAGGAGGAGGAGGAGGAGGGCGCAGCUGUGGCAACCAAGAACAGCAAUCAGAAGGGCAAAGCGAAAGGAAAAGGCAAAAAGAAGGAGGAGAGGCCCGCGUCCCCGCCGGUGGAGGUGGACGACCCUCGCGAGUUCGUGCUGCGCCCCGCCCCGCAGGGCCGGACGGUGCGCUGCCGCCUCACCCGCGACAAGAAGGGCAUGGACCGGGGCAUGUACCCCUCCUACUUCCUGCACCUGGACUGCGAGCGGAAGGUUUUCCUCCUGGCCGGCCGGAAGCGCAAGCGCAGCAAGACAGCCAAUUACCUCAUCUCCAGCGACCCCACCAACCUGUCCCGCGGCGGGGACAACUUCAUCGGCAAGCUGAGGUCCAACCUCCUGGGGAACCGCUUCACCGUCUUCGACGCCGGGCAGAAUCCGCAGCGCGGACCAGGCGGCGACGUGGGCAGCCUGCGCCAGGAGCUGGCGGCUGUGAUCUACGAAACCAACGUGCUGGGCUUCCGAGGGCCUCGGCGCAUGACCGUCAUCAUCCCGGGCAUGAACGCCGACAACGAGAGGGUCCCCAUCCGGCCGCGAAAUGCCAGCGACGGGCUCCUGGUGCGGUGGCAGAACAAGACCCUGGAGAGCCUCAUCGAGCUGCACAACAAGCCGCCCGUGUGGAACGAGGACAGUGGCUCCUACACGCUCAACUUCCAGGGCCGGGUCACCCAGGCCUCGGUCAAGAACUUCCAGAUCGUCCACGCCGAUGACCCCGACUACAUAGUGCUGCAGUUCGGCCGCGUGGCGGAGGACGCCUUCACCCUGGACUACCGGUACCCGCUGUGCGCCCUGCAGGCCUUCGCCAUCGCCCUCUCCAGUUUCGACGGGAAGCUGGCCUGCGAGUGACCCGCAGCGCCCGGCAGCCCC
Chinchilla lanigera (long-tailed chinchilla) is the source of this 1537-nucleotide messenger RNA. It is a transcript of the gene Tulp1, whose product is annotated as tubby like protein 1. NCBI's taxonomy places the organism in Eukaryota, Metazoa, Chordata, Mammalia, Rodentia, Chinchillidae. The transcript has 13 exons. The record is from RefSeq and is a predicted model, not a curated record. Gene Ontology annotation, cellular component: cilium. The coding region runs from base 32 to 1516 and encodes 494 amino acids. Gene Ontology annotation, molecular function: actin filament binding. Gene Ontology annotation, biological process: protein localization to cilium.